Messenger RNA from Hyphopichia burtonii NRRL Y-1933, 1260 nucleotides. Its product is annotated as proteasome regulatory particle lid subunit. The record is from RefSeq and is a predicted model, not a curated record. Gene Ontology annotation, cellular component: proteasome regulatory particle, lid subcomplex; cytosol; nucleus. Gene Ontology annotation, biological process: ubiquitin-dependent protein catabolic process. The coding region runs from base 1 to 1260 and encodes 419 amino acids. NCBI's taxonomy places the organism in Eukaryota, Fungi, Ascomycota, Pichiomycetes, Serinales, Debaryomycetaceae. Gene Ontology annotation, molecular function: structural molecule activity. The transcript has a single exon.
AUGUCUGCAAUGGAGUUAGAUGGUGAUGUUUCCACCGUGUUAGCAAGCUUGAGACUGGAAGUUGAGUCAGGAGACUUGAUAAAUAUAUUCUAUCAAUUUGAAGAUUUCUAUGAACGUAAAUUAUGGCACCAAUUAACUUUGGCUUUAGAUGAUUUCUAUUCUUUACCAGAUUCUAAAUCCAAUAAUUUAAGAAUUAAGAUUUAUGAUUCUUUUGUCAGUCAAUUUCAACAAAAAUUGAACCCAAUCAAAGUUGUUGACUUCUUAUUAGCUAGUUUCCCAAAUGACGAUAAAAGAGAUCAAGAGGCUGCUUUGGAAAAAUUGAUUCAAUUGAAAGACCAAUUCAUAAGCCAAGCUACCCCAUCCUUGAAGAAGGCCGCCACUGAUGAUGACGAAUUAAAGGCUUUGUUAAAUAAAGAAGAAUCAAUUGUUUAUGUUGAUUUACAAAUAUCACGCUUCUACUUAUUGUUGGGUAAUAAAGUUAAGUCAGAAGAAAUCUUAGAACUGGUUGAAAGUAAAUUUGAUGAUUCAUCAUCUGACUCUCAAGUGUUCAAUUCCAAGAUAAAUGCAGCAUUUUACUUAACAAAAUGUCAAUUAUAUAAAAUUGAUGAAAACUAUAAUCAAUUUUACUCAAAUGGUUUAUUAUAUUUAUCAUCAAUUGAAAAUACUCCAACUCCUUUAACUAAUGAAGAAAAAAUAAGUUUAUGUUAUGAUUUAUGUAUUGCUGCCUUAUUGGGUGACAAGAUUUAUAACUUUGGUGAAUUAAUUUUACAUGAUGUUUUGAACGUCAUUAAAAGUGAAAGCUCUCCGUACUUUUGGCUAUUCAAUUUAAUCCAAUCUCUUAAUGCUGGUAAAUUGAACGAUUUCAAUCACUGGCUUAAAGUUGGUAUUCCAAAAUCACCAUUCUUAGUUAAAUUCCAAUUUUUCUUACAACAAAAAAUUAUUAUUACUUCAUUAUUAGAGUUAAUCUCAUUAAAAUCCACAACCAACAAAAGAUUGUCGUUUAAGGAAAUCAGUGAUUUCACUGGUACUCCUGGGAAUGACGUUGAACAUCUUAUAAUAAAAUGUUUUUCACUUAAUUUAAUCAAAGGCUAUAUCAACCAAAUUGAUGAAAUAUUAGUGGUAACUUGGUUACAACCAAGAAUUUUGAACUUAGAUCAAGUUAAAGCCUUAUACAGCCACUUGGUUGAUUGGGAUGCUAAAGUCGAACAAUUGGGCAAACAAGUUCAUGAAAGUGGUGGACAAGUUUGGGCUGGAUUAUGA